Etheostoma cragini (Arkansas darter) is the source of this 10421-nucleotide messenger RNA. Its product is annotated as polycystic kidney disease 1 like 1. Bases 1 to 10128 code for a protein of 3375 amino acids. Lineage: Eukaryota; Metazoa; Chordata; Actinopteri; Perciformes; Percidae. The transcript is spliced from 57 exons. The record is from RefSeq and is a predicted model, not a curated record. Gene Ontology annotation, molecular function: protein binding; calcium channel activity. Gene Ontology annotation, biological process: detection of mechanical stimulus. Gene Ontology annotation, cellular component: membrane.
AUGUUUAAAGUUCCUCCACCAGAUCACGAGAAUUCACCGUGGUUCGUGGGUUGCGUCAACGCCAGUAGCAGACUUUCUGCACCCAAAGGUGCCCGUGGCCUUGACCCGGUGACCUGCUCUGUGCGCUGCCUGGGUGAAGGGUACCAGGUUGCAGCGCUGACCUCAGAGGCUUGUUACUGUGGCAACUGGCAACAUGGUUUGGUGGCCGGUGAGUGUUUCAACACAUCUUCCACUGGAUGGACAAAGGACGUCACAGAAGAAAGACAAAGUGUCUUCUUCUUGCCUGUUGGAGGAGAACAAGGAAGUGUGGCACUCUACAAUACUGAAGGGCCAUUUCUGCACAGCGUCCGUCUGUCUACGUCUCCAGACAGAGUGCAGGCUGGGAAGACUUUUGUUGUGGAAGUUUCUGGAAACCUGGCUGGACGUCCCAACCAGCCCACAGGGAUUCCGGGUCUGGGAGGGCAGGACCUCUCUUACGUUGAUGUCGAGUUUCAGGAAAUGAGCCCUAAAGGUCAAAGUUCACAUCAUGUCAAGGUGUUGGAUGAUGGAUCCUUUCUUGUGUCAACUGAUUGGAUUUUGGAAACUCCAGGAAAAUAUGAACUCAACGUCAGUGUCUCCAACCCCCUCUCCACUCUCUCCUCCACCCUCCACCUCUCCGUCUUGCAGCCCCCUGCACACAGCUUGGUGCUCUCUGUGCUUCAUGGCCCCCUGGCUGUCCCCUCCUGCAUCCCUUCCCCACAGACACACUCCAACAGUGUGACUGUGGAGGCAGCGUACCUGGGCCACCCUGUCACACUGCAGGCAUACAUGCGUGAUGGUCUGGCAGUAGAGUUCUUUUGGUGGUUUACUGCCAAGGAAAAAGACAAACUCAUGGAGGGAGUAAAGACAACUUGCUUUCCCAACACAGGCUGCCUGAACAGCACGGUGAAAUGGACCUUUGAAACAGAGGGAGUUUACAUGGUGUCAGUGAACGCCUCCAGCGCCUAUGGAUGGACACAGGAGACUAUACAUGUUGUGGUCGUGCCUCUCACUGUUUCUGACCUCAGACUGAGUGUAUCGGGGAAUCAGCUGACUUCAGGAGAGGAGGUGUCUGUGGAUGUGCUGCUGUUCACCACCAUGGAGCACCUACUUGUCCUCAACCUCACACUGAACGCUGAGUCUGGCAGUGACGAUAAAAACAUCAGGGACAGCAUUAAAAUGACUCACGCAGAAAACAGCAACAAUCACGACUGUAACAACAGCAACCAUGGCAACAGCAGCUAUGAUAAGAGUCUUAUUCAAAACCACAAUAACAUUUAUUGUCAUGGUGGCAAUCACAGCUCAGAUCCGCACCACUUUGUUCCUCUUCAUCUCCUCCGUGCCUCCAACAGCUCCAGCUGCCAUUUGCACCUCCAGCUCCACUGCCGCCUCCCCACCGCUGCAGGACAGUAUUGGCUCACGGCGUCUCUUCUCCCCACCUCUGACCCUUUCUCAGUGCUGCUCUCCGCUGUCCUGCCUCAAGCCUUGAUGGUGUACGAGCAUAUAUGGGCCGUGAUGCCUGCUGGGAGUUGGAAGACAGCAGUUUUAACACAUGCAGAAUUCACCCUGGAGGUUGUCAGCCCUGCCAGCCGCAUGGGGUCGAGAGUUAAUUGGACUUUCAGUUUGGAUAAUGUAACUGUGAUAAACAGGACAACUGAACAGUGGGACGUUAAUGUGUCUUUUUCAACAGCAGGCCGUCAUACAGUGACAAUUAGGGCCUUUAACCCGAUCAGCUGGGCCUCAUUCUGCACACACAUCCUCGUUCAAGAGCCGGUUGGAAAGUUGGUUUUGAAUAUUCCAAGUGUGAUCACAACACAUCAAAAACACUCUGUUUUAUUUAGUGUCACAGCAGGGUCAAAUGUGACUGUGUCUCUGCUGGUGAAUGCAACAUUGGCAUACAGAAACAGCAGCUACACUACAGGAGAGGAGGCAACGGCGGUUUUGCUUUUCAACCACACCGGGACAGUUGUGGUUGAGCUUCGAGCUGAGAACCAAGUAUCUUCUCAGAACAAAAGUGUGAGAGUUUGUGUUGAGAGGAACAGGAAGGAGACACCUCACGUUAGAGUUAAUCAAACGUGGCAACCACCCACCAAUCAAAGUCCUGUUCACAACCUGACAGAAAACGUGCGGAUUUAUGCAGCAAAGCAAGCUUAUCCCACAAAUACUGAUGUGACUUUCCUGGCUGUGGCUGAAGUACCAGGCCCUGUGGAGUUCCUCUGGCACUUUGGAGACUCGAAAUCAGACAGAACCACCUCAAAGACCGUCACCAAAAGAUACAACCAACCUGGCAGGUAUGAUGUAGUUGUAGUCGUGUUAAGUGGCCAGACCUCGCAUACCUCCGAUGUGUUCCCGCUGGUAGUCCAGAGAGCAGUGAAGCUCAACAGGCUGCUCCACCAGGCCUCUGUCCUGCAGAACCAAACAGUGACGGUGAGCUGCCGGGUCAAUGUGGGGACCGACGUCUCCUUCCUGUGGAACUUUGGAGACGGAUCCUCCAAGCUGGGACAGGGCACAGAGCAGCACGUCUUCCACAGGACAGGAGAGUUCAGAGUGGGAGUAACUGUGUCUAACCUGGUCAGUUCUGCCUCUCUAAGUGCUCACAUCUUUGUUGUGGACUGGCCUUGUCAGCCUCCACCAGUGAAAAACAUGGGGCCUCUCAAACUUCAGGUGCGAAGAUAUGAGGUUGUCCGUCUGGGGGUAACUUUUGAGUCGGAAGUUGACUGUGACAUUUCAGGAGGCCUUCACUACACCUGGACCUUGUUUGACUCUGCAGGACGGGUCUUCCCUUUGCCUUUUAUAGACACACAUAGACAGAGCCUGAUACUGCCCAGCCAUCUCCUCCACUAUGACACCUACACUGCCACAGCUAGGGCUCAGGUCAUUGGCAGUGUGGUGUACAGUAACUACAGUGUGAGGGUGCAAGUGAUUCCUAGCCCUCCUGUGGCCUUCAUCCUGAGCGGCACCAACAUCUUCAUUUCCAACAGGAACACCACCGUGGUAACCCUGGACGGGCAGAGGUCUUAUGACCGAGACUUCCCCCUGAACCCAGUCAGCUUCAGCUGGACAUGCAAACCAGUCAGUCGCAUCACUAGCUCCUGUUUCCACCAUGAUGUUCCUACUUCAUCCUCUGUGCUCGUAUUUCCUGCUAGUUUCCUAAAACACACCUUCGACCAGUUCCAGUUCACGCUCACCAUCCACAGCGGUGAGCGUUCGGCUUCAACAGAGACCUUCAUUACAUUAACAUCAAACGUGAUUGGGAAGGUGUCAGUUCACUGCCCUCAGUGCCAGGGAGACCAGCUGAACUGGGAUCAGUCUUUCUCUGUCAGCGCCUUGUGUGAAGGCUGUGAUAUUUCUCCAAAGUACAUCCAGUACACUUGGAGUCUGUACUUGGUCAAUGCUUCGUCCAAGCCUGUCAUAGAAGUUCCGUUUUGUUACAAAGUGGAUCUCAGUGCGCCGUCUACCAUCAUGGAGAGUCCUGCCUCUUCCCCUCAGACCCCUGUGACUUCCACCCUGCAACAUCCUGCUGCAGAUGCUUCACAAUACAACCAUGCGGCCAAUAUCUCUACUUCUCUCUAUCCAUUUGAGAAUUUCUCUAAAAAUAGAGUUGACGUGACAGACAGCGGAAGAAAAUUGUCAAACAACAGAAAGAGGUCCACUAUGGCUGAAGUCAAGCCCUCACCUAUCUCUUUUCUUGCCAACAAAGGAACAGCAGGAUCAGGAGAGGAGCCCUUUUAUCCCCGUCUGGGAGAGUUUCACCCUCCAAAGCCUUUGUACUCCUCCACUGAAUACCCACCACUUGCCUUUGACAACAGUGGCGCCAUAUUUUUAGACCACUUUGACCAGAGAGACGUUAUCAGUGAAUUCCCAACAGAUUCGGACUCCUCUGCUGACUGGGAGUUUUCUUUUCCUGUGGAGAAUGAUGGCAUGGGAGGUCGACAAGAUUCAGAUUAUGAUGUUCCCUUGAUGAGCGCAGAGGAAGGAGACCCAGGGAUUUCAGCAGGAAGACCCACAGGUGUGGAUGGUGAGAGCUUCAGUCCAGGAGAUGAUUACGUGUUUGAUCCGGCAUUAUAUGAAGAUGAGGGGAGUAAUCUAAUACAUUCCAGGCCAUCUGUUGUAAUCCAGGAGCCAAUCCUGCUUGAUUUAGUUCGAGACCCUAUUGACAGAGGCCUUUUUGAGGCCUACACUCAUACAGGUAUUUCCUCCCCUUUAAUCAGUUUCCGCCCAUUCAGUCUGAGAGCUGGGAGCAGAUACAUGUUGGAGGUCACUGCCAAAUCUCCUAAUAGUUUCCUGGGCCGGACUCAGCUAUUCUUAAAAACCAACCCUGCUCCUAAAGGCAUGAUGUGCCAGGUGCAACCAGUCAAAGGAAUGGAGUUGUGUACACAUUUCAGCAUCUUCUGCACCUCGGGGAAAGAGGACUUAUUGUAUGAGUACAGCAUCAGUGUAGGAGACGGACCUCCUAGGAUGCUGUAUCAGGGGCGAGACUUCCAGUACUACUUCAGCCUUCCUUCUGGUGACCCCAAUGAUGACCAUAAAGUAACUAUUUACACAGAGAUCAGAAGCAGCACGUAUCGGACGGCCACUAAACCCUGUCCUGUCACUGUUCAAGUCCAACCAAGCUUCUUCAGAGAUACCUCAUCUUCGUCCCAUCUCGAUCCUGAUCUGGAGCUUUCAGAGUCAGGUCUGAGGAACCUGUCCGCUCUAGUGCGUCUUGGCAACAGUGUUGAGAUUCGUUACUACGUCAGUCUCCUCUCCGGCAUCCUGAACAGACUCAGCCUGGACACCGAGGCCAACACACACACACAGAGACGCACACGCAGUGUGCUCAUUAGCACAUUGUGUGAGCUUGAGAGCAGUGAACAGGCUUCAAUGGAUGACAACAUCUUCAUUCUCAAAAAUCUUUUACAGGUUUCAAACCAGGUGACUUUGGCGAGUGCAAGACGAGUAACAGUUUAUGUUCAGGUCAUAUCAGAGCAGUUCUCGGAGACCAGUGCUCCAGUCCGCUACUAUCUGGAGCAGAAGACACUAAACGCCCUGUUGGCCCUGCUCUCAUACAGCCUGCAAGCUGCCGUCACUAGGAAUGACGUCACAGCGGAAAUGUCUUCUAGCGCUGAUAUCACACUGACAUUAGAAUCAGACUUACAUGAUGAAAUACAAGACUCACCCAGAGGUGUUUACAUGGAACGAAGAGAAUCAAUUUCAACAAAGCAUGAAGUGCAGCUUGUUGCUGAAAUUUUGCAGACUGCUUCCGACCUGAUGCUGAAGUACGUCUUGUUUCACAAGGUUGAGGAGCACAGAGUCAGCAUCGGUCUUAUGGCCUUAUACGCCACAUACCAAAACCAAACUACCACAGUCAUCAGCAGUGGCUCAACUACCUUCUACAUGCCUGCCGCCCUCAUCCAGCUUCUGUUUCUUCAUCACAGUAGAGAGACUGAGAGCAGACCGCAUCAACCGUGUGUGCUCAGCAUGCUGACUGAGCUCACCAACAGCCCUUACACCUGGGCCCACUAUCCUGGAAGGCUGAGUGGACCAGUGGUUGACCUGAGUCUGUACAAGUGCAGCACGAGGAGAAAGAUCCCAGUUCGCUCCCUCAUUCUGCCAAUAACCAUUAAGCUACAACAACCAUCAACAAACAAGAGCUCUGCAGACGAGUACAUCCUCCUGCGUGGCCAGGUCAACUACCACAGCUUCAACAUUACCCAGGAGCACUUGCAGCAGGCCAUCCAGCUGAGUGUGGUGUUCACCCCACCGCUCAACAAGGCGUUUCCCAUCAUGCUGCUCUUCAGGAUGUUUGAGAGGCCGACUCCCAGCAUGCACCAUCUGCAUAGGAUCCACCACUGGGAGAGCAACAUCUCCCGCUUGACUAUGCCUCCAUCCUACCUCAGUGCUGCAGGGCUUGGUCACCUGGCCCUGCUGAAUGCUGAUUUUAAGAAAGGAGCCCUGCACAAGCCCCUGAGUGAACACGUCAGCUACAGUCUCACAGUGGAGAGCAGCCUGUGUUUGACCUGGGACGGCCACGAGGGGGCCUGGACUCACCACGGCUGCAGGACCCAGCAAGCAGACUCAACUACCGCAGUCAACUGCAGUUGUCACCAGUUGAGGCGGCUGACUGUGGUGCAGCAGCAGAUCCAGAGCAGCCAUGACUCAACCGAUCUGGACCCGUUCCUAAGCGUGUCUAGUGAUCUGACAGUGCUGGGUGUGCUGGUACUGUGUGUGUUCCUGUACAUCCCGGGGUUGGUGGUGUGUAAGCGAGCUGACGUCUCUGAGGCGAAUCGGAGAGUCCAGUACCUUUCUGACAACUCUCCGUGUGACCCGUAUCUCUAUGCUGUUACAAUCCACACUGGUCUCUGCUCUGCAGCUUGUUUGAGUGCAAAGGUUUACAUGGUGCUGCAUGGUGAUGAUGGGUUCUCGCAGACAAGAGAACUAAAAGUCCCAGGAUGUACUCUGUUCAGGAGGAACUCUAAAAAUACCUUUAUAAUCAGUGCAGCAGACAGCCUGGGUCCAGUGUGGGGGGUUCACAUCUGGCAUGACAACUCUGGACCCUCCCCGAACUGGUACCUCAAACAGGUGGAGGUAUCCGAGGUGAGCAGAGGCCACGUGAAGGGACGUGCUUGGCUCUUUGUUGCUCAGUGCUGGUUGGCUGUGAACAAAGGUGAUGGCCGGGUGGAGAGAAUGCUGCGAGUUUGCACUGAGGGAAUAGGCUUUGCUAAGAUGUUGUGUCUCAAGCUAUCUGACUACUUGGCCGACCACCACAUCUGGUUGUCUGUGUACAGCUGCCCCUGCCCUAACUCGUUCACACGCACUCAGAGACUUAGCGUGAGCCUGCUGCUACUGCUGGGAUACGCAUGUGUCAACACAGUAAUCAUAUCACAAAUGAAUAAUCCGUUACCAUUGGACUUGGGCAUUGUGGAUGUAUCAGCUGUUUCUGUGGCAACAGGAGUAUUAAGUGUUGUGGCAGCAUUGCCAGCAGCAGCAGUUCUAUCCCUCCUGUUCCGACUGCGUGAGGUCAGGCUGACGUGGUCAGGGGUCCAACAUGCAAAGGGCAGAAAGACUGAAAAGGACUUUUUUCAAGAUGCCCUUUCAGUGAAUGGCAGUACAUUUGAGCCCCAUCUCGCUUGGAACAGUCCCCAGCAGUGGGCAAGGAAAGCCUGGGGGAAGAAAUACCAGGGUGCAGACCGGCUGUCAGUGUCCUCUACAAUUCUGAAAAAUAAAAACACAGAUAAAGAACCUGAUGUGAUCGUGAGAAAGGAGGAAGCUCUAGCAGUUGUGAACAACAUGGGGCCGACGCUUAAAAAAGUGUUGCUGAUCACUGAGGGAAACAAUGUUGAUCAAGCACCUCAGGGGAAAGAUUUUGAUCUUGUAAGUGAAAGCAGCCGGUUUCAUGCAACCCAGAGUGCUCUUUUGUCCGGUACGUGGGAUGGAGGUCAAGCUAUUCAGAAGGAGAAAGAUGUUCAAGGAAAGUGUUCUUUAGACUGCAGCUUUGGGGAAGACGGCCAUCACCAGGCUGCUGGUAACAGCAUUUAUUACCUCAUCGCCACGCUAAAAGGGAAAGGAUUCAGACCAGUGUCUCUGUGGUGUCACUAUCUGGCCUGGUCGUUGUGUCUGCUGCUGUCUGUCUCCUGUCUGCUGCUUGCUGCAGUGCUGGGAAUGAGUUUCUGCAGCAGCAAGGCUCUGCUAUGGAUACACUCUCUUUUUUUCUCCCUGAUGUUUUGCAUCUUCCUCAUCCAGCCAGCCGUGAUAAUUACAAUGGCAGUGACUGUCUCCCUUUGGUACAUGAAAAGAUCAGACUUUCAUACUUUCUUCAGUAUAAGAGAGUUUGAGAUAGAGACUUCAAAACAGCAGAGCCAGAAUGGAGCUAAGCCGACAGAAGAGCAGUUUGGGUCAUCUGCCUUUCCCCAGGAAAGAUGCUCAUACCUUGAAAAGCUGCUCAGAGCUCGUCAGCGAGCCCGGUACCUCCAUCUUGUGCGGCCGCCGACUCCAGCAGAGCUGAGGAAGACCCGCAGAAAGAAAAGAAGAGAGACACUAUUCCAUAACACUCUCAGGGAUUUGUCUGUCUGUGGCUCCAUGCUCAUCCUGAUGCUUUGUAUAAGUCAUGGCAGCUCAUUCACUAACCAUUACCACCUCAAUAAAGCUGUCAAAAAACAGUUUAUAAGGGGCGAUGAUAAUGCAUUUAUGUCCAUACAAAAGCAUGAGCACUGGUGGAAGUGGGCACAGACCAGUCUUCUUAAUUCACUGUACAAGAAUUCAUCAGCCAUAACUGAGCAGUCGCACAUUUUGUUUGGAGAUCCAAUCCUGUGGAAGACAGAGGUGUCCAGCUCAUUUCAGGGCCAGAUCUCUAGUGGGACUCUUUUGCCAGAAUGUCUUCGCUUAUUCAUGUCUGGCAGCAGAACAUCCACUCAACCCCCAACUAAAGACUUGGUUCCUAUUUCAAUGCCUCCAAGAACAUGUGGUCACCUGGGCUGCUACUUUGGACCAAGUGCUACACUUGGCUUGGGCCACAUGAAGUCUGACGCAGCAUCCAAACUAAAGCUCCUGCAUGCAGGCGGCUGGCUGGGCAGACAGACGGUGGCCAUCCACUUCACUUUGUUCAGCCCUGCACCCAACCUGUUCACCAGUGUGACCAUGCUCGCUGAGCAGAGCCCCACCGGUGUCCUGCUGCCCUCUGCUAAAGUCCAGUCAGUUAGGGUGUAUCACACUCCCACUGUAAGGGACUAUGUUGUCAUGUUGUGCCAGCUCCUCUUCCUUUUUUUGUCUCUGUUUCAACUCUGGGGUCAAGUGUACGCUGUAGGGCAGCAAGGGCUGAUAGGAUACUUGAGGACACCCUGCAACUGGUUGGAAAUCAUUUUGCUGACUGUAUCUUUAAUGUACUAUGUUUAUCACAUCUAUCACUCCAUUAUUAUCAUGGUGGUUGUGCAGCAGCUGCAGAGACACAACUACAGAGGACAUGGUGAUGUCAGCCUCCUGGCUACCUGGGAACAAUGGAUUCGUACUCUACGUGGCGUUACACUCUUCCUUCUCACCAUGAAGUGUGUGACUGUGUUGGGGGUGAACAGGACUUUGGCCACCUCUGCUGCACUCAUCACCCGAUCACUCUCCACCCUUUUCUUGCCAACGGUUUCAGGUCUCAUCCUGAUGGUGGCGCUGUCCUGCGUGGGGAAUCUCCUGUUUGCACAAAGCUCCUGGGCAUUCAGCUCACUUUCUCGCUCCGUUCGGACCCUGCUCUGUCACCGCUGGGCCCUCAGGGCCCCAAGGGGCCUCCUCUUCUCUGGGCAGGAUUUUCUUUACCAUGGAGUUCUCUGUCUGUCCUCUGUGGUGUGGACAGCAGUGGUGAUAGGUGUGGUGUCCUCAUUGGUCAGAAGUGCCAAAAGAUGUCAAAGCAGGAGGAAUGUCUUCACCGUAGCAGAAUUAGCAGGCUACAUCAGACGGAGGGUCUCGGAGUUUACUGGGCAGCAUGGACCCGCAUGGAUUGAAAAUCACGAGCAAGUGAGGACUUACUACUUCGAGGAGUUUGAAAGCUUAGUAGAUGAACUAUUGCUCAGACUUAACACCCUCUCAAACAGUCUGCACCAAACUCAGAGCCCGGACACCCAUUGCUACAGGGAGGACAGUCCUGUCAUCUCACCCCUGAUACAGGAGCCCUCCUACAUGGACGCACAGGAUUUUGUAAAAACCAAAAUGACAGAAGAGACAAAUGUGAAUGAUCUCACAGAUGUCAGUGGCCAUGAAGAAACCUGUCCUGCAUCUUACCUGCUCGGAUCCAAGCUUGAACUGGAGACACAGCAGUUCCUGAAGCAUAGAGGCCAAAGCGGAGACCAUUCCCCCUCCGACAUUGUAGUGGUAUCGGAUAAAUUGCAACAACCUGGAACGAGAGCUGGAAAAAAACCAAAAGAUCAAGGGCGCAAGAUUUUUUUAAAGGCACAGGACUUCCUGCCCCUCCCAGAGUCGGUAUCACUCAUCACGGUUUGGACAGAAGAUGUUCUGGACAAGCAAGUUGACCAAUGGACUAAAACGAAAGACAGUUGCUGCUUAGGUGAAACGCAGGCCACACAUACAGAGGUGCUGGUUGAAGUUCUGAUCCAUGAGAAGCCCGGGAGUGUAGAGCCAGAUGAACAAUAGGGUCAUGUGGAGAUAACAUUUGUGGCUGGGACACUGCAAGCAUUUAAAAAAAACAAGACCUGCAAAGUCUGUGUUUCUGUUCUAUUAAGAUAUACUGUAUUUUACUGCAUGUGCCCAGCCUCUUAGUUCAACUCCUUUUUUUGCUAAUAAGAUUAACGGGAUCACAUAACCAUUUGAAAUAAGUUUUCCACGAGUUUUUGAUACUUUGUAUUUGCAUUGUUGAUCAGUAUACUUCCUGACUUUGAAGUUUAGUAGUGACCAUUUUAUUAAUGGUUUACCAAACUCUAAUAAAU